Messenger RNA from Cyclocybe aegerita, 1248 nucleotides. NCBI's taxonomy places the organism in Eukaryota, Fungi, Basidiomycota, Agaricomycetes, Agaricales, Hemipholiotaceae. The record is from the annotation of a GenBank genome assembly.
AUGCCAUCUGAUAAGGACCGCAAAACACUUCAACAACAAGUGCUCACUGCCACUGCAUAUUUCCUUCAUAUCAUUGGGGCUGCUGCCAUGCUCUACCAACAAGCCAAUUACUGGAAACAACCCUACCACACAUCGGCACUGACAGGGCAAGCAUGGGUCAACAAACUUAUCAACGGGCACCCUGAUCGAAUUUUUAAUGAGCUCAGGAUGCAUCUACAUGUAUUUCUGGCAUUUGUAGCAAAUCUCCGUCUCAUAUGUGGCCUUGAAACAUCCAAACACAGGGUUUCUGUGGAGGAACAAGCUGCAAUCUUUCUUUAUGCAUGUGUAACUGGACUAUCCAUUCGCCAUCUUGGUGAAAGAUUCCAGAGAUCUAAUGAUACAAUAUCAAAAUACUUCCAGAAAGUUCUCAAUGCAGUGUCAUCUGGCCCUUUCUAUGACCUAUAUGUCAAGCUUCCUGAUCUCUCGACUCCAAUCCCUGAUUACAUUCUUACCAACUCCAAAUUCUUCCCAUACUUCAGGAGUGUAUUGGGUGCCCUUGAUGGGACUCAUAUCAAUGCAUUCACUUCAGCUGCUGACCAGCAUGCCUCUCAUGAUCACAAAGGAGGGAUUACCCAAAACUUCCUUGCAGCAUGCUCCUUCGACUUUCAUUUCCUCUACAUCAUCAAUGGGUUUGAAGGAUCAGCUGCCGAUGCAACCAUGUAUUUGCAUGCACAUCUUCUCGAUUUUGCUAUUCCUCAGGGAAAAUACUACAUUGCAGAUGCAGGGUUUGCAAUUUGUGAUACGCUAUUGGUUCCCUAUCAUGGAGUUCACUACCAUCUUGCUGAAUGGGGCCAAGCAGGAGUAAGACCUGCCAAUAAGGAAGAGCUUUACAACCUCUGUCACGCACAGGCACCAAAUGUUGUUGAGUGUAUCUUUGGUGUUCUGAAGAAACGCUGGGAUAUUCUCAACCGACCACCUCAGUAUGACCUGUCAAUUCAGGCAAAGAUACCUGCUGGACUUGGUUCAGUCCACAACUUCAUCAUGGACCACAAUGAAACUGAUCUAGAACAUUAUCUUGACCAGGAACCUACUCCAGAAAAUAACACAUCAACAGGAGCACUUGGGGAUGGUUUGAUCUCCCAUGUAGAGAGGGCCAGAGCAACAGCAUUGAGGGAUGAGAUUGCAACGCAAAUGCGGAAUGACUAUCAACAAUUUCUAUGUGAGCACCCAGAGGUGCUUGAGGAGAAUUUUAUUCCAGAGAAUGAGUAG